AUGACAUCGAACCAAGGUAAUUUUUUGAUUUUGUUUUUUAGAAAAAAAAAAACAAAAAAAAAGAAUUUGCAGAACCUCAUGUGAUUUAUCAACCAGCGUAUGUGCAAGGUUAUCCAACCGGAGCACCAGUAAAUGUUUGGAAUCAGCCGCCAAAUCAAGCAGUGACAUAUGCGAUUCCUUACCCACCCAAUCAGAUGGGAAGCUAUGCUGAUAAGGCAGGAUAUGAUGGAUAUCCCCCGUUGGCAUAUCAAGCACACGAUAACGGUGAAAUGAUGAGACAACAUCAUUAUCAAGCACAACAUUAUGCACAGCCAAAUCAAUGGCAAUAUCAACAAGGACAAUCGCAUUUCAUACCGACUUAUGCGACCAAUUUCAACGCCGUCACUGAUCCAGCAUAUCAAGGUGGACCGCCCCCAAACAUGAAUCGACCACCGCCAAAUGUGAAACGAGACGAUUUUCAAGGCACCAUCGGUAUGAUGGAAAACCCCGCCCAAUCGGCAGCCGCAUACACAGCAAGUUGGGUCAGCUCGACGUCGAGUAUUCCUCCGGAGAUGAGGGAUGAGCCAGAGAUUGUGAGUCACUUUUUUUGUUUGAACUAUAAUUGUUUUAUUAUUUUUUAGGCAGAAGAAAAUGGGGGAAAUUAUGAAGGUCGAAAUAGUGGCCAAUGGCCAUCGUUGAACGAAGAAAAUCGCGCGAAAAAUGAUAAAAGUGGCGCGAAAAAAACCGAAAGACGCGAUGAGCCAAGAGAGCUCACAUUUGACGAGCGUCUUGAAAAAGCAAGAAUGCAAAAAGAUCGGGUCGAGAAUCAAGGGUUUGAAAAUAAUGGAACCAAUAAUACUGCCCCAUCCACUGCGCCGCCAGCACAAGGUGCCCCACAAAGAAAUAAUAGUAAUAAUAAUAAUAAUAAUAAUGGUGGAAAUAAUAAUGGAGCAAAUAGUGGAAGUAGCAGUGCACAAAAUACGGGAAGUUUACCAGCCGGUGCUGUACAACAAACACAAGGAAUCCGUCCAGAGAGUAGUAGUCGCGGACAUAACGGUCCAGUUAUUUAUAAUCAAGGCCCACCACGUGGUAUGGCAAGAGGAGGUCCACAGAUGAAUGGCGGAGAUCGUAGAAAUAAUUAUAGACAAGACGUGAGUUUGUUUUCUCUUCGGAAGAGGCUCUUCCUUCCAUUUAACAAGAACAAUUAGAAAUUUUCAGUAUCAAAAUGAUGGCCGUCAAGACAUGGGAUAUUCGGGUUAUCAAGGUCGUGGUGGCAAACGUGUUAUUGGCAACGGCGUUGGAAAUAUGCCAAGUGGAAGUGGCGGUAUGCCACUCGCUCAUCAACCGCAUAUUCAACACCAACAGCAACCACCCUUGCAACAACAUCAACAACAACCAUAUCAAAUGGGAUUGAUGCAUUCGGGUAUGCCGAUACAAUAUGCGCAACCGCCAGUUUAUGCGCCACAAAAUCAUCAAUACGUUUUGGCGUCGCCAAUGACACAAACUAUUGAUCCGCAAUUAUUGGCAAAUAUUGCAGGUAAUUUGGAAAUAUUUUCAGAAGGUUUCAUAGAAAUUCAAAUAUUUCAGCUUUGCAAAACACACAUUUGUCAUAUUCACCAAUGCGUCGAUAUUUGUUGCCUGGACCAUUUGGUAUGAUGCCGCAACCCAUCCAACAAGACGCCAAAUUCCGUAACACUUGGUUGGAUGCUCAAAGUUAUCCACCAUUCGGUGCAAUGUUCGGAUAUGACACGAGAGGACGUGGCGGAUAUCGUGGCCGAGGUGGAUCACGUGGGGGAUAUAGAGGUGGCGGACCUCGUAGAUAUGAUAACCGUCGGGAUGAUCGUCGAGAUGAUCGCGAGAGAACUCAAGCAGCAGCUGCACCAGUGGCCGAAGAAGAAGGUCAAGAGAAGUCUGAUGAAAAUGAGGAAGAAGGUGCAACAUCAGCUGAGACUGGAGCUGAAAUUGAAAUUGGAGUUGAGGGAGCUGAAACUGAGGAGGCCGAGGAGAACCCGACCACAGAAGCUGUGUCGACUGAAACUGAUGAGAAAGCUGCUGAAACUCAAGAAGAGAGCAGCGAAACUGUAAAAGAACCAGUUGGAGAGAAAGAUUUAGCGUAAGUUUUGAUUAUCGCCAUUCACUUUUCAACAAUUAUAUUUUUGCAGUUCGAAGCCUGAACAGAAAGAAGCUAAAUCUGAGGGGAAAAGUAAAGAGAAAUAA
Molecule: messenger RNA, 2196 nt
Organism: Caenorhabditis angaria
Lineage: Eukaryota; Metazoa; Nematoda; Chromadorea; Rhabditida; Rhabditidae
Source: the annotation of a GenBank genome assembly